AUGCAAGGGCCUGUGCCACAGCAGCUGCGUGACAGAAGGCUCACUGAUCCUCGGGCUGUUCCCAGGACGCGCAGGAAAACGGACAGCGAGUGCUGCGGGAAGAUCAUCAACCCGGGGAAAGAUGCCCGGAGCUUGCCGGACUGCCAUCACAUCGAGAUGUCGGGAGAGCAGGGGUUCCCAACCUGGGGUCCACGGUUCCUGUUACUGGUAUUGGUCUUUGGCAUUAAAAAACCAAAUCUGACACAAAAGGUACGAAAUCUAAACCUGAAUCCGAAAGGGAAGGAAAGUAAACGUCACUGCGAGGAACAUGAGGAAGAACUGAAGCUGUUUUGUGAAACGGACAAGACACUGAUCUGUCUGGUCUGUAGAGACGCGCAGGAACACAGAGAGCACCGCUUCAUGCCGAUUAAAGAAGCUGUUAAAAUCUACAAGGAUCAGCUAAAAUCUUCCUUAGACUCUCUCACAAAAAAGAAAUCAGACUUCCAGGAAAAGGAGCAGCAACAGAAAGAGAAGAUUUCCGGAGUUCGGGAACAGUCACACAGUGUUCAGUCCCACAUCACAUCCCAGUUUGCUGAACUGCGCCAGAUUAUCACUGAGAAAGAGCAGAGCUUACUCAGGGAUCUCAGGGAAGAAGAGAAGAGGAUUCUCAACCCAAUGGAGAAAAAUCUUCUAGCCCUUCAAGAGAAUAUAAGGAUUAUUCAGGAGGAAAUCACUAAGUUAAAGGAACAGAUGGAUCAGAACGACAGUGUGAUGUUUCUCAAGGAGGAAGCUCGUCGGAACAGGAGGAUUAAUGACGAUGUCCAGGAAUUAGCAGUGACAGAUGAGACCCUACCAGUUGAAAACUUCGAUCACCCCUAUUUGUUGAACACAGUGCUGAGAGAAACGCUUGAUGCUAUUAAUCGAGUCUCUGUCACCCUGGAUGUGGAAACGGCGAAUCCGUAUCUCGAGGUGUCUGAGGAUCGGAAGAGUGUGAGACGGACCUGGACCCGGAGGAAUCUCCCUGACACCGGGAAGAGAUUCACAGACUGGCCUUGUGUGCUGGGAUCGGAGGGAUUCACAUCGGGGAGACAUUACUGGGAGGUGGAGGUGACGGGGAUUCGGCGCUGGGGUCUGGGAGUCGCCGCAGAGUCUGUGGAGAGGAAGAGAGGGGUCAGUCUGAGUCCGGAGACCGGAUUCUGGUUCAUCAGGCGGGUUGGUGACGUGUUACAUCGGGAUUGUGACGUGUCCGGUCGCCCCUCCCCCGAGUCCCGUCUCGCUGCCGGUCCCAUCCCCGGGAGGGUGGGAGUUUAUCUCAGUUACGAGUCCGGGACAGUUUCAUUUUACAACGCGGAGACCAAGGCCCAUCUCCACACCUUCACUGGGAAUAAAUUCACGGGGAAACUUUAUCCUCUCUUCGCGCCCUGGGAUGAAAACCAGUGGCUGAGAAUCUGCUCCGGUUCCGCUCCGGGUCUGUAAACGGGUCGGGUCCCGGGACCGGCGUCAGGAGUAAAGUCCCUGUAAAUAUAAAUGUGCGGAGAGUGCAGCUAAAUACGUGGCUCAGGGGAUGGUGCAGGAGGGAGGGCUUCAUGUUUCUGGACAAUUGGGCUUUGUUCCCGGGAAGGUGGGGCCUGUUCCGACAGGACGGUUUGCCCCUAAACUGGGCGGGGGGGGGGGAAUAAAAUUCUUGCGGGUAGAUUUGCCAGUGCUGCUCCGGGGAAUUUAAUCUAGAUUUGCAGAGGGAGGGGAACCAGAGUGUUAGAGCAGAUAGUGAGGUGCAGGAGGAUAAGGAACAUGAGAGGACUGCAUGUAUAAACGGAAAUGAAAAAAAAAAGCGGAUGAUAUACAUAUUCUCAGGUACAUCUAUUUCAAUGCACGGAGUAUUGUCGGUAAAACAGAUGAGUUUAGGGCUUGGGUUGACACGUGGGAUAACGACAUUACUGCUAUUAGUGAGGGGCAGAACUGGCAGCUCAAUGUUCCGGUAAAAUUGGAGAACGGCCAAUUUUGUGGAAAUGAAAAAGGAUCCAGGAAGAGUGGAUUGGGAUAAGUUUUUUUUCUGGCAAGGAUGUGUUCAGUAAGUUCACAGGCAUAAGAAAUUAAAUAGAGAUUGGGUUGGAAAUGUUAUAGCAACUUCAUUUAAUUCAAAAUCGAGAGGAGUUGCAAUUUCGGUUAAUAAAUCUUUACCAAUUAAAAUACAAAAUGUAAUAAUUGAUUCUGUGGGGAGAUAUGUGAUUAUACAUUGUGAAUUUUUUUCAGAAUUAUGGACUUUUAUGAAUAUUGAUGCACCAAAUGAAAAUGAUGCAAAAUUCAUACAAGAAGAUUUUUUGAACUUGGCUGACGCAAAUGAUAAAAUAUUAAUAGGCGGAGAUUUUAAUUUUUGUUAAGAUCCAGUUUUGGAAAGGUCAACUACAGAUGUUACAAAAUUAAAAGUAAUAAAACUAACUUUAUCAUUAAUGAAAGAUUUAAACCUGAUUGAUAUAUGGAGAAAAAUUAAUCCAAGAGAAAGAGAUUAUUCAUUUUAUUCAAAUAGACAUAAAACUUAGAUGGAGAUUUAAUACAAUUUUAUUAAAACGUCAAGAUUUUUGUGAUUUUAUGAAAAAACAGAUUCAAUUUUUUUUGGAUACAAAUUUACAUUCAGUUGAGGAUAAAAUUGUAUUAUAGGAAGCGAUGAAAGCAUAUUUAAGGGGUCAGAUUAUAAGUUAUACAUCUAAAAUUAAGAAGGAAAAUUGGGAAAAGAUAUCAUAAAGUUAGAAAAAGAAUCUCAAAGAUAUAUGACAGAAGAAAAACAAAGACAACUUGUUAAUAAAAAACUACAAUAUAAUACCCUCCAGACGUAUCGUACAAAAAUGUAAUUAUGAGAACUAAACAGAAAUAUUACGAAUUAGGUGAAAGAUCACAUAAAAUUCUUGCUUGGCAGUUGAAAACAGAACAGGCUUUUAAAACAAUAAAUGCAAUUAGAACAAGUGUAAAUAAGGUUGCUGAUAAACCUUUAGAAAUUAAUGAAACUUUAAUUUUUUUUAUACUGAACUAUAUCAAUCAGAAUCACAAAAUAAGAUUACUGAGAUAGAUAAAUUUUUAUCACAAAUAACCCUUCCAAAAUUUAAUUUGGAAGAACAGAAAGGAUUAGAUAUGCCCCUUACAUUAAAAGAGGUUGAAGAAGCUUUAGGAUCACUUCAGAGUAACAAAUCCCCAGAAGAAGAUGGUUUUCCUCCUGAAUUUUAUAAAAAAAAUUUAAAGAUAUAUUAAUUCCUCCCUUUAUGGAAUUAAUAUACCAAGUGGAAAGAAUGCAUAAACUCCCACAAUCUUUUUUAACAGCGAUCAUAACUGUAUUGCCAAAAAAGAGAUCCUCUAAAACCAACAUCAUAUAGGCCUAUUUCUUUGUUGAAUACAGAUUAUAAGAUAAUAGCAAAAAUUUUAUCUAAUAGAAUAUCUAAAUGUUUACCAAAAUUAAUACAUAUGGAUCAAACAGAUUUUAUUAAAAACAGACAAUCAAUGGAUAAUCUAACCUGCUUACUUAGUAUAAUUCAUCUGGCACAAAAAAGAGAGGAAAUGAGUGUGGCAUUUGCUUUGGAUGCAGAAAAAGCAUUUGAUAAAUUGGAAUGGGAUUUUUUGUUUAAGGUAUUGGAAAAAUAUGAGCUGGGAAAAUCUUUUAUACAAUGGAUUAAAACCUUAAAUACUAAUCCUCAAGCUAAAGUAGUUACAAAUGCUCAGAUUUCAACACCAUUUUGCUUAACGAGGUCAACUAGACAAGGCUGCCCGUUAUCACCUGCUUUAUUUGUAUUGGCAAAAGAACCAUUAGCUGAAUUAAUUAGAACAGAUUCAGAUAUUGGCGGUUUUAGAGUUAAUCAAGAAGUAUAUAAGAUUAAUUUAUUUGCUGAUGAUGUUUUGAUUUAUUUAACAAACCCAUUACAAUCUUUGCAAAGAUUAUCUUUUAAAUUGGAAGAAUACGGGAAAGUAUCAGGGUAUAAAUUAAAUUGGGAUAAAAGUGAAAUUUUACCCCUUACCAAAGGAAAUUAUAAUCAAUGUCGAUUAGUAACUCAAUUUCGAUGCUCAAUAAAUGGGAUAAAAUAUUUAGG
Messenger RNA from Hypanus sabinus (Atlantic stingray), 4052 nucleotides. Its product is annotated as zinc-binding protein A33-like. The transcript is spliced from 7 exons. Lineage: Eukaryota; Metazoa; Chordata; Chondrichthyes; Myliobatiformes; Dasyatidae. The record is from RefSeq and is a predicted model, not a curated record. Gene Ontology annotation, molecular function: protein binding; zinc ion binding. The coding region runs from base 1 to 1455 and encodes 484 amino acids.